Paramecium tetraurelia is the source of this 1010-nucleotide messenger RNA. RefSeq lists its product as uncharacterized. NCBI's taxonomy places the organism in Eukaryota, Ciliophora, Oligohymenophorea, Peniculida, Parameciidae. Gene Ontology annotation, cellular component: endoplasmic reticulum-Golgi intermediate compartment; endoplasmic reticulum; Golgi apparatus. The transcript has 5 exons. The record is from RefSeq and is a predicted model, not a curated record. Gene Ontology annotation, biological process: intracellular protein transport; endoplasmic reticulum to Golgi vesicle-mediated transport; Golgi organization.
AUGAAAUAAGUACUUUUGAUUCUCUGUCUCAUUUCAAUUAUUAUUGUGUUCACAAAAGCAGCUCCUUAAACAAAUUUUAAGGACCUAAAGAAAAUGAGUGAUUAAAUAGCAGCAAAGAAUAAAAACUCUAAAUCUUCAUAAACAAAUACUAAACCUAUUUAAAGCAAAACGUAAAAAAAGGAAAAAUCAACUUUUAAAAAUUUAAAGGAAACCCAAUUAUAGAUCAUGAAUGUUUUGAAACCGCUGUUUGGAUUAAGAACAAAAGAUUAAAAUCGAGAUGAGAAUGGGAAAGUAACCAAUCCUAAUACUACAGAAGAUAAUAAACCAUAAAACAAAACUAAUAAAAAAACAAGCAAAAAUAAAGGGAAUGACCGAUUCAUUUUUUAAUGGGAUCAAAAGAUGGGUGAUUUUGAACCAGAAUUUAUAUUAAGUUUUGAUUUAGAUCCUGGAAGUAUAGAAGUGUUUUAUGAAGAAAUCUUAAAACCUACAUCUAUCAAAGGAGCCUUUUUUAUACCCUAAUUUAAGGUCGAAGAUAAAAUCGAUUUCUUUAUAAAGACUUCAAACAAUACCUUGAUUUAUUCUAAGGAGAAAGUUAAUGAAGCAAUAUUCAAUAUUGAUAUUUUAGAAAAAGGAGAAUACAAAUUUAUUUUCUAAAAUAAAAGAUCAAAAUACAGCAAAACUGUUACGUUUACUUUAGAUGUGCAUGAUUCAGAAUAAGAAUUUUUGAAGAUGGCAGAUUUAGAUCCUUUGGCCCUUAGAGUGGAAAGAAUACUAAUGGCUAUGAAAGAUAAUUAUUUUUUUGAUAAAAUAGCAGGAUAACAAUUCGAGGGUAAUUUAGAGGAGAUCCAAAAUUCGAAUUCUAAAUUGUUACUAUUUAGUUUGAUCGAAAUUUUGGGAGUGAUCUUUAUUACUAUUUGGCAAGUGUUUUACUUGAAAAGAAUAGUUGGCAAUCAAAGAAUAUUUUGAGCUUAUUACCAUAGAAUUAUGUUUAUAAAUUUAGCUAUUAGAUA